AUGUACACCACCAUGAAGCUCGUCCCUGCCAUCCUGGCCGUCGGUGCCUCGGUCGCCUCGGCCCAGUCCAGCAUCUGCUCGACUGCGACCUACACGAUCACCAGUGCCGCCGAGGCCACGGCCAUUCCCUGCAGGACCAUGGAGUCCAUUGAGAUCUCCUCCGACCUCACCGGUGCCGUGACCAUUGACGGUCCCACCCGCCUCAAGGGCAACCUCGUUGUCAACAACGCCACCCAGCUCGUCAGCCUGGCCAGUUCUUCGCUCACCACGAUUGACGGCCGCUUCGAGCUGGUUGGACUCGAGCUGCUGAACGACGUCCGAUUCACUGCCCUGACGGCUGUUGAAACCAUUGAGUGGGUUACGCUCCCUGCUCUUGGCACUGUCGUCUUCGGUACCGCCGGUGUCACCAGUGCCAGCAGUGUCCGUAUUUCCAACACUGAUCUCCGCUCGCUCGACGGACUCAACCUCGCUUCCGUCGACGAGAUGUACAUCAACAACAACGACCGUCUGCUGUCUUACAGCACUCAGCUCGCCAACGUCUCCAAGAAGCUCGAGAUUGACUCCAACGGCCCCGCCCUCAAUGUCACUCUUGCCAACCUUAUCUGGGCUCAGGAGCUCAUUAUCAACAACGCCGCCAGCGUCCUGGUUCCUUCCCUCGAGGUCAUCAACGGCUCCAUGCGUUUUGACCAAAACAGCUUCACCACUUUCACUGCCCCCAACCUGACCGAGUUUAAGGAGGGUGAUAUUUCUUUCAUCAACAACCCUGAGCUUACCAACAUCUCCUUCCCUCUGCUCGAGACCCUCGGUGGAUCCCUCACCAUUGUCAACAACUCCCGCCUCACCGGUAUUGACGGCUUCCCUGAGCUUAAGGAGAUUGGUGGCGCUGUCCUUCUUGGCGGCGACUUCGAGUCCGUCGAGCUUCCCUCUCUUGAUGACGCCCGUGGUGCUUUCGACGUUCGCAGCACUGAGAACAUUGACGAGUCUUGCAAGUUCUUCGACGACAUGGAGGGCCGCCAGAUCCGCGGCGAGUACAACUGCAGGGGCGGCGACGAGAAUGCCAACGAGGCCAACUCUACCAGCGGCGGCUCCAGCGGCAACGGUGGCUCCAGCAACAACAACAACAAUGGCAGCGGCAGCGCCAUGCUUGGUACCAACAUGGCCGCCCUCGUCACCGUGGCCGUCAUUGGCGGUCUCGCUCAGCUCAUGCUGUAA
Verticillium nonalfalfae is the source of this 1212-nucleotide messenger RNA. RefSeq lists its product as uncharacterized. The transcript is spliced from 3 exons. The record is from RefSeq and is a predicted model, not a curated record. Gene Ontology annotation, cellular component: fungal-type cell wall; plasma membrane. The coding region runs from base 1 to 1212 and encodes 403 amino acids. Gene Ontology annotation, biological process: fungal-type cell wall organization. Lineage: Eukaryota; Fungi; Ascomycota; Sordariomycetes; Glomerellales; Plectosphaerellaceae.